Molecule: messenger RNA, 698 nt
Organism: Elaeis guineensis (African oil palm)
Lineage: Eukaryota; Viridiplantae; Streptophyta; Magnoliopsida; Arecales; Arecaceae
Product: ATP synthase subunit epsilon, mitochondrial
Biological process (GO): proton motive force-driven mitochondrial ATP synthesis
Cellular component (GO): mitochondrial inner membrane
Molecular function (GO): proton-transporting ATP synthase activity, rotational mechanism
Source: RefSeq, a predicted model, not a curated record
ACUUCCUUAACCAAAUCCGGUCGAGCCCUGCCAACAAAAUUACGAAAAUGCCCUCCCAAUCUCAUCACAGAGGAGAGAGCUUUCGCGAGAGGUGGGGGAGGAGGAUUAGUUUCGGUGGCGGAGAGUUGAGAUCAUCGGUGGUGAUGGCAUCAGCGGCGGCCGGAUCAAGCGCGGCGGUCCCGUUCUGGAGGGCCGCGGGCAUGACGUACAUAACCUACUCCAACAUCUGCGCGUCCCUGGUGCGGAGCUGCCUCAAGGAGCCCUACAAGACGGAGGCCGCCACCCGGGAGAAGGUCCACUUCGCCAUCUCCAAGUGGGCCGACGGCAAACCCGAGAAGCCCACCAUCCGUUCGGAUUCACCUGAAGAAUGAGAGCUGGCUGGCUGGGGCACCAAUGGCUUGAUCAUCACUAUGACAUUCUCUGUCUUGAUUUCUUGUGCACUUUCAUAAAGCUUUGAUAUGUAGUCUGAUGUGGCUGUUAAGUAAAUGCAAGAUUUUUCCAGCAUGCAAAGAAUAAAGUUUUUGAUGUUGGUAGAUGUCAAACCCAAUACUGUUUCGAUGGGUUCCUUAAUUUUAUAUGAUUUUAGUUUUCUAUUUAGAAUGCAACAUAUCUUCUGUUUUUAAGUAUUGCUUGAUUCCAAUAAAUGCAUGAUCUAUAUGCACGCAUUGUAAUACUGGAAUAAUUCAAGCCAUUCAUCA